CAGUGGGAGGCUUCAAAAUGGAGUAACGCAAGGUUCGCCUGCAACGUGGUAGACAGACUCCGUAGAGGAAUUCCGCAGUCGUCGAGGAUCCUUUUGAGAAUAAUACUUCAGAAUAAACACUGCGGUAAAGCACGUCGUUGUACCUGUUACUGAAGUUGUGACUCGUCGUCCGCGACAAUUGUUCAAUAUGGAGCCAUCGAAGCAACCAAGCCCCCAAGAGUGUGCUUCUCAGGACGUUAACCCUGUGUUUCUGCAACAACUUCGGGAGCUGGACAUUCCAGAAGAGGCAGCUAAACAGGCACUCCUGCGCACACGGAAUGUUUCUGCAGAGGAGGCGGCCAUUUUCUACUUCAACAAACUGGAGAAUGAGGAGGGAGAUGAGGACCUCAUGUACAAAAUGGUGUUUGUGGUCAACAUGGACCUUGCUAUGGGGGUUGGAAAGGUUGCAGCGCAGGUUGGACAUGCUGCUGUGGGGUUGUACCAGGGUCUGCAAGAGAAAAACAGCUGGAGGGAGAUGGCCUGGAAGUGGGACCACGCUGGAGCCAAGAAGAUUGUGGUCCAGGGUACCAAUGUGGCUCAUCUUUUAGAGCUGCAGGCCCAGGCCAUGAGCCUCAGUCUGCCCACUUACCUGGUCCGGGAUGCUGGGCUUACUCAGGUGGCAUCUGGUUCCCGUACCGUCCUGGCUGUUAUGGGUGAAGAGGACAUAGUGAACAAUGUCACUGGGAGUCUGAAGCUGCUCUGAAGGCCUCAAAACCACCGGAGGAAGUAAUGCAUCUGUGAUGCCUCAAAGUGUCCAACAGAGGGCAGCAUUUAGCGAGCAAGUGUGUAACCUUUAAAAACAAACAUGGAGGAGGAGGAGGGUGCCCUGACAAUUGUUUCCUUGAACUCUAUGUAUUGGUUGCUUUACUGGCCAUUGUGAGUUGAAGAGGUGAGAGAUGAGGUCUUUAACAGGGAUCUAGUAUAGAGGUUUUGGUGGAAGUCUUACUCUCAUUCAAAAUGAUGAAUGCUGUCAUUACUUAAUUUGGCUUUAUGUUGAAAUCAGUCAAUUAAUUGCGAUUGGCAAGGAGUAUUACAGUUAUGAAUAAUUAUUAAGGAUGCUGACAAUUCCGGCAAAUAAGGUAUUUCUGUGUAAACUUUUUUUGCCCUAAAUAUGUAAAAGGCUGAAUUCUCUAACUCUACUUGGUGUGGUCCUAAAUGGUUGUAUUUUGGAUAUGUAUGAUAAAGGCAUGGUUUGUUUUUGCCAUAACUGAUGAAAUGAUUCAUGUUAACGUGCAUGUACUUGUUCUACCGACUGUAUUGUUCUUUACGGUUUGUGUGAAUUUAAUCAAUACACCAAUAGUAUCAAUGAGUGUGUAUCAAUGAAUAUGUAACUCUCUCGUAACUAAUACUGGUCCAUAGAAUGAUCUUGUUCUAAGACUUAUUUAUCGUCAUCAUUUGCCAUUUGAGAAAUUCCUGCCUUUUCUCAGUUUAGAUUGUUAAAUGACGUGCAUGCAGUAUGACGUAUAAUUAAACAAAACUUAGCCUCC
This is a messenger RNA of Phyllopteryx taeniolatus (common seadragon), 1526 nucleotides long. Its product is annotated as UBA_like_SF and PTH2 domain-containing protein. The coding region runs from base 188 to 742 and encodes 184 amino acids. Gene Ontology annotation, molecular function: peptidyl-tRNA hydrolase activity; protein binding. The record is from RefSeq and is a predicted model, not a curated record. Lineage: Eukaryota; Metazoa; Chordata; Actinopteri; Syngnathiformes; Syngnathidae. Gene Ontology annotation, cellular component: mitochondrion; cytosol. The transcript is spliced from 7 exons.